Amblyraja radiata (thorny skate) is the source of this 1013-nucleotide messenger RNA. RefSeq names its product FKBP prolyl isomerase 3 (gene fkbp3). The coding region runs from base 71 to 748 and encodes 225 amino acids. NCBI's taxonomy places the organism in Eukaryota, Metazoa, Chordata, Chondrichthyes, Rajiformes, Rajidae. The transcript is spliced from 7 exons. Gene Ontology annotation, molecular function: peptidyl-prolyl cis-trans isomerase activity. The record is from RefSeq and is a predicted model, not a curated record.
GGCAGAACCAAAGCUCUUAGAGCGGAUCUUUGGGCAGAACAGAACGAGGCAGGCGGCCUGCUACACGGACAUGGCCGCGGAGCCAGCGAGGCAGUGGAGCGACGAGCAGCUGCGGGGCGAGGAGGUGGCCAAGAAGGACAUCAUCCAGUUUCUGCAGGAGAACGCCUCGGAGACGUUUCUCGGUGAACAUAAGUUAAUGGGAAAUAUCAAGAAUGUUGCAAAGACUGCAAAAAAGGAAAAGCUAAUAACUGCCUACAGUCAACUUUAUGAAACUAAGAGAUUUAAAGGCACAGAAUGUGCAGAGAAUGUCACCCAGCAGUUUAAAGAAGUGAAGUUGGAGGCUGCACAGGACAAAGUGAAGGAGAAAAAAGCUGAAGUGACUGUAAAUGAGGAACCACCAAAAUAUACCAAAACCAUGGUACAAAAAGGUGACAAAAUCAACUUUCCCAAGAAGGGUGACACUGUUCACUGUUGGUAUACUGGAACGUUAGAAGACGGGACUGUGUUUGACUCAAACGUUGCUUCCGGUUCAAAAAAGAAAAAGGCAGCAAAGCCUUUGAGCUUUAAAGUAGGAGUUGGAAAAGUUAUCCGAGGGUGGGAUGAAGCACUCCUGACCAUGAGUAAAGGAGAAAAAGCCCGCCUACAUAUUGAAUCUGAUUGGGGAUACGGUAAGAAAGGGCACCCAGAAGCCAAAAUUCCACCAAAUGCUAAACUCAUUUUUGAAGUUGAGCUCGCGGAUAUUGAUUAACCAACUACAACAUCAAGUUCGUGCUUUAAAUCCGUCCCAAUAUUGCUCAAAAAAGAUCUCCAUAAAACAAGAUAAUUGAAUGUUUAUCUUGUGGACAAAAUUGUGAAUUUGUACAAAGCCUUACUGAAAAUGAUUUCAUAACCAUGCUAUUGACGAAAGAUAAUUGGUAAUCUUUUUGAUUUGCUAAAUUCUUGUAUUGCAGAUCAUAGUGAUGCUUGAGCCAAAAUAAAAAUUGUCAAAACAAAUCUGUUUUGGAACCACUGCA